AUGUCGGGGCCUCAGUGCUGUGAAAACCCACCAACCCUUAGCUCAAGCUCCGGAGCUGGUUCAGUGACUGAAAUUGGAGGCUUAAAAGCCUACGUUACUGGCCCUUCUGAUUCCAAGCAGGCCAUUCUUCUCAUUUCUGAUGUAUAUGGAUUUGAAGCACCAAACCUAAGGAAGCUUGCCGACAAAAUAGCUAGUGCUGCUGGAUUCCAUGUUGUGGUUCCAGACUUCUUUUAUGGAGAUCCCUACGUACCGGACAAUGCUGAGAGGCCUGUAUCAGUUUGGAUACAGUCUCAUGGAACAGGCAAAGGAUUUGAAGAUGCUAAACCUAUAAUUGCUGCUCUAAGGAACAAAGGGGUAUCGAAGAUAGGAGCAGCAGGAUUCUGUUGGGGUGCCAAGGUGGUUGUGGAGCUAGCAAAGUCUGAUUACAUUCAAGCCGCAGUGUUGCUACACCCUUCCCUUGUCACAGUUGAUGAUAUUAAAGAGAUUAAGGCUCCAAUAGCCAUAUUGGGUGCCGAAUUUGACAAGAUCUCUCCACCUGAACUCCUGAAAAAGUACGAGGAGGUUUUAUCCACUAAGCCUGAGGUUAAUGGCUAUGUGAAAAUAUUUCCUGGUGUUCCACAUGGAUGGACUGUCAGGUACAAGGAAGAGGAUGAGGCUGCUGUCAAGCAUGCUGGAGAAGCCCAUCAAGAUUUGUUGGCCUGGUUUACUCAGCAUGUCAAGUAA
Molecule: messenger RNA, 723 nt
Organism: Prunus armeniaca (apricot)
Lineage: Eukaryota; Viridiplantae; Streptophyta; Magnoliopsida; Rosales; Rosaceae
Source: the annotation of a GenBank genome assembly